AUGGCAUCAAGAACUUCCACCCUCAAAUUCUUCUCACUACUAAUUUCUUCCUUUGCCAUCGUUCAAAUGGCAAUGGCCGGAGACCCGGACAUUAUUUCUGACUUCCUACUGCCUGCAAAUGGAACAGUAGAUGCAAACUUCUUCACUUACACCGGCUUUCGUGUUCUUGUUGGAAGCGAUCCUCCAACUGCCUUCAAGGUAUUGAAGGCAACCUUGGCUGAGUUCCCUGCUCUUGAUGGGCAGAGUGUUUCAUAUGCCGUCCUCGAAUUCCCAUCCGGCACUACUAACCCACCACACACUCAUCCUCGUUCCGCUGAGCUCCUUUUCCUCAUUGAUGGUACCCUUGAAGUCGGUUUCAUUGACACAAAAAACAACCUUUUUACACAAACUCUUCAAGCAGGUGAUUUGUUUGUGUUUCCCAAGGGACUUGUGCACUUCCAGUACAAUGCUGAUUCACAAAACCCAGCUCUAGCAGUUUCUGCCUUUGGAAGUGCAAAUGCAGGCACUGUAUCACUCCCCAACACUCUCUUCACCACCGGCAUCGACGAAAAUGUCUUGGCUAACUCCUUCAAGACUGAUGUAGCCACCAUUCAAAAGCUCAAGGCCGGUCUUGCUCCCAAGCCAUGA
Molecule: messenger RNA, 627 nt
Organism: Prunus armeniaca (apricot)
Lineage: Eukaryota; Viridiplantae; Streptophyta; Magnoliopsida; Rosales; Rosaceae
Source: the annotation of a GenBank genome assembly